Molecule: messenger RNA, 978 nt
Organism: Erigeron canadensis
Lineage: Eukaryota; Viridiplantae; Streptophyta; Magnoliopsida; Asterales; Asteraceae
Product: proline-rich receptor-like protein kinase PERK2
Exons: 2
Coding region: 1-978 (325 amino acids)
Source: RefSeq, a predicted model, not a curated record
AUGUUGGUGGAUUGGGCGUUGACAAGCCUCGUAUUGGUUGUUGCUGCAACCUUUGAUGGAGCUCGUGGAGAUACCAUGAUUGGCGGCACCGUCUUUUGUGAUCAAUGCAAAGAUGGAGACAUUGGCACUCUCGAUUACCCUCUUGGUGGAGUUAGAGUAUUGCUGGCUUGCCCUGGGGAGCAUGGGCAAUUCACAGUGAUGAGAGAGGAAACUACAAGCUGGCUAGGAACAUUUACAGUGUCAUUUCCAGGUUUGAUAGACAUGGGUAAUUGCCGGGCACAAAUUUCCGGCAAUGGGCAGGGCUGUGGGGCAGCAGGCGGCCCUGCCCAGAACUUAGUACUCAUGUAUAAGUUGUUUGAUAAUCAAAUGUAUAGGGUGGAACCUUUGAUUGCUCAACCUGCAACCCCUUCUCCCUUCUGUCGCCGACCUUCGCCCUUGCCCGACUCACGACCUCCUCCCAACGUUCCACCCCUUGUUUCUCUGCCACCAGUACAACUUCCUCCUUUGCCUCCAUUGCCUCAAUUCCCUCCCGUAACGCCAAUGGCGCCGUUACCACCAUUUUUUCAAAUGCCACCGUUGCCUUCAUAUCCGCCUUCCUCUCCAACAACUCCAUUGCCACCACUGAUUCAGCUUCCCCCGUUACCACCAUUGCCGCCAUUGUUGCCUCCCAUUACACAGUUGCCACCAUUGGCGCCAUUGUUGCCUCCCAUUACCCAGUCGCCACCAGUGCCUCAAGCGCCACCAGUGCCUCAAGCGCCACCAAUACCUCAAGUGCCUCCGGUAUCUCCAUUGCCACCAGCAUCUCCAUUACCUCCAAUGACUGAUCAGCUGCCUGCAGUGUCUCCCUCAUCUGAGUUGCCUCCUUCACCACCCGAGUUACCUUCCAUGCCUCCGUUGCCUGAGUCACAUGCACUUCCACCAUUGCCCCCAAUGCCAAUAGAGCCUUUCUUCAACUCUUCAGCUUGUUCACAUCAGUAA